Molecule: messenger RNA, 690 nt
Organism: Lethenteron reissneri (Far Eastern brook lamprey)
Lineage: Eukaryota; Metazoa; Chordata; Hyperoartia; Petromyzontiformes; Petromyzontidae
Product: large ribosomal subunit protein uL22
Biological process (GO): cytoplasmic translation
Cellular component (GO): ribosome; cytosolic large ribosomal subunit
Molecular function (GO): structural constituent of ribosome
Source: RefSeq, a predicted model, not a curated record
CGUUAUCCCACAAGACACCGCGCCACCCCCUCCUUUUCCGGCGGCUCGAGACCCUGAGUCAGGAAGAUGGGGCGCUACUCCUUGGACCCCGAGAAUCCCACCAAAUCCUGCAAGGCCAGGGGAUCAAAUCUCCGCGUCCAUUUCAAGAACACCCGUGAGACCGCACACACCAUCAAGGGCAUGCACAUCCGCAAGGCAACCAAGUACCUGAAGGAUGUGGUCCUCAUGAAGCAGUGCGUCCCUUUCCGUCGCUACAACGGUGGCGUGGGCCGCUGUGCCCAGGCCAAAGCAUGGGACUGGACACAGGGCCGUUGGCCCAAGAAGAGCGCCGAGUUCCUCCUGCAGCUGCUCAAGAACGCCGAGAGCAACGCUGAGUUCAAGGGCCUGGACGUGGACUCCCUGGUGAUCGAGCACAUCCAGGUGAACAAGGCCCCCCACAUGAGGCGCCGCACGUACCGCGCGCACGGACGCAUCAACCCCUACAUGAGCUCGCCGUGCCACAUCGAGCUGAUCCUCACCGAGAAGGAGCACGUCGUGCCCAAGCCAGAGGAGGAGGCGGCCGCCAAGAAGAAGGUUUCUCAGAAGAAGCUGAAGAAACAGAAGCUCAUGGCCCGGGAAUAGACAUCUCCCACCAGUCCUUGUCGAUUUAAUAAACACCUUAACUGAAAAUAAACAUUAAGUGGUCACGUA